AUCCUCCAGUCUCCAACCUCUUAUCCGCUCAGCUACUGACCUCCGCUCCUCCAGGUUCCAACUCUCCAAGGCAGCAAGCUGCUGCUCUCAAAUCUCAAGCACGACAGCUACGACUCGAGCUCGAGCAGAGAGGUAGGGGUGGGCGCUCCAUCCGGCAGUGCGCCUCCUCCUUCACCCGGCAGCGGCGCCUUGUCGCCCCCGGCGGCAGCGCAUCCUCCUCCACUUGCCCGCUCCCCCGGCCCCGAUUCCUCCCGGCUGCAAGACAGUAGAUCGAUACAUCUAUCAUCAGUGACCGCCGCAGCUGCCGCCUCCUAGCUGGGUGGAAGAAGCAUGUCGAGAAUGGUGCCUCCGUCCCCUCCUCUGUCCAUGAAGCCCCCGACGCUGCCCUUCUCCCCUCCCAAGAAGCCGGCGCCGAUGCCGGUGUACAAGGACCUGCACUUCAACCGUGACCUCUCCGCUACCAAGAAGCUCCAGGCCGGGGUGGACCUGGUGGCGCGGUUGGUGGGUGUCACCCUGGGGCCCAAGGGAAGGAACGUAGUGCUUGGCAACAAGUAUGGCCCUCCCAAGAUUGUCAAUGAUGGGGAGACCGUGCUUAAGGAGAUCGAAUUGGAGGAUCCAUUAGAAAAUCUGGGAGUGAAGCUGGUCAGGCAGGCUGGUGCAAGGACCAAUGAUAUUGCAGGAGAUGGUUGUACCACUUCCAUAAUCCUUGCUCGAGGCCUGAUUGCUGAAGGAAUGAAGGUUCUUGCAGCUGGAAUCAACCCAGUUCAGGUUGCACGUGGUAUUGAGAAGACUGCUGCCGCUUUGGUGUCUGAACUCAGAGUAAUGUCACGGGAGAUUGAAGACCAUGAACUUGCACAUGUGGCUGCAGUUAGCGCAGGAAAUGAUUAUGCUGUUGGAAAUAUGAUUUCUGAUGCUUUUCAAAGAGUAGGUAGAAAAGGAAUGGUGAGAAUUGAAAAUGGAAGAGGCACCGAAAACAGUCUAGAUGUUGUUGAAGGAAUGCAAUUUGAACGCGGUUACCUCUCACCCUACUUUGUUACUGAUCGUGCAAAUAUGACGGUGGAGUUCACAGACUGUAAGAUUCUAUUGGUUGACAAGAAAAUUACUGAUGCUAGUGAAAUUAUAAGGAUACUGGACAGUGCUGUCAAAGAAAAUUAUCCAUUGUUAAUAGUUGCUGAGGAUGUGGAAGAAGCAGCAAUGGCUGAUUUGAUAAAAAACAAGCUGAAAGGGACAAUUAAGGUUGCAGCAGUUAAGGCCUUCUCUUUUGGGGAGCAAAAGACUCAAUGCUUGGAUGAUGUUGCAGUCAUGACGGGAGGUACAGUAGUGAGGGAUGACAUGGGAUAUUCAUUGGAAAAGGCAGGAAAAGAGGUUCUGGGUUCUGCUUCUAAGGUGGUUAUCAGGAAAGAUUCAACACUAAUUGUUACUGAUGGAAGCAGUAGUCAUGCAGUUGAGAAAAGAGUUGCUAUGAUAAAAGAACAAAUUGAGAACUCAAAGGAAAGGUACAACAAGAAAACAUUGGGUGAGAGGAUAGCAAGGUUAUGUGGUGGAAUUGCAAUCAUCCAGGUUGGUGCUCAGACAGUCAUUGAGAUGAAAGAUAAGAAGCUGAGAAUUGAAGAUGCUCUCAAUGCAACUAGGGCAGCUAUUGAGGAAGGUGUUGUAGUUGGUGGUGGAUGUAGCCUACUAAGAUUAUCGAAGAAGAUUGACGCAAUCAAGGAAUCAUCAUUGGAUAAUAUAGAGCAAAAGAUUGGUGCUGACAUCUUCAAGCAAGCCUUGAGUUACCCUACCUCACUGAUAGCAAACAAUGCAGGGAUGAAUGGUAAUUUUGUUGUUGAAAAGGUGUUACUGAAUGACAACACAAAUUAUGGUUACAAUGCUGCCAAGAACCGCUAUGAGGACUUGAUGGCUGCUGGAAUACUGGAUCCAUCAAAGGUUGUGAGAUGUUGCAUUGAGCAUGCUGCUGUGGUUGCAAAGUCUUUUCUCACUUCUGAUGUGGUGGUUGUUGAGGCAAAAGAAAGCAAACCAAUUCGAAUAAGACCACCAAUGCCACCUAGGAGCUUGAUCCCCCCAAUACCUGCCUCAGUUUCAGGUAUGCGAGUGUAGCAAGCUUCAUUUUCACAGAUCGACCUCAAUAUGACAAAAACUACAUUGACGAAAUUCUUUUGCAAAAAUUGCAAACAUAACAAAGCGGAGAAAGGUUUCACCUCAAAAAUUGCUUUGCACUAUUGAUCCAAGAAGCUCUAUGUGUUCUGUCACAUCAAAGCCACAGCAAUGGUUGAUAAUGCAUGUAAUAGAGAAGAAAAUGCUGGAAAUUUCAACUGAUAUUCUUAUCUCCUCCCACGCUCUGUGGAUAUCUUUAUCUUCUUUGGGGGCCUAGCUAUGUAAAUAGCACGAGUCAGUUUAGAUUGUUCACAUAAGUUACAGUGUACGACCAGAGUUGCUACUCAUUUUGUAAAUAUUUCAAGCAAUUUCCUCAAAUACUUAUGUAUAUUUACCAAAUGAGUAGAAAAAAUUCACAUAAG
Messenger RNA from Panicum hallii, 2516 nucleotides. Its product is annotated as chaperonin 60 subunit beta 4, chloroplastic-like. Gene Ontology annotation, biological process: protein refolding. Bases 331 to 2097 code for a protein of 588 amino acids. Gene Ontology annotation, cellular component: chloroplast stroma. The transcript has 14 exons. The record is from RefSeq and is a predicted model, not a curated record. Lineage: Eukaryota; Viridiplantae; Streptophyta; Magnoliopsida; Poales; Poaceae. Gene Ontology annotation, molecular function: ATP-dependent protein folding chaperone; ATP binding.